Pygocentrus nattereri (red-bellied piranha) is the source of this 1479-nucleotide messenger RNA. Its product is annotated as cytochrome P450 2J6-like. NCBI's taxonomy places the organism in Eukaryota, Metazoa, Chordata, Actinopteri, Characiformes, Serrasalmidae. The record is from RefSeq and is a predicted model, not a curated record. The transcript is spliced from 9 exons. Gene Ontology annotation, biological process: xenobiotic metabolic process. Gene Ontology annotation, cellular component: intracellular membrane-bounded organelle; cytoplasm. Gene Ontology annotation, molecular function: heme binding; oxidoreductase activity, acting on paired donors, with incorporation or reduction of molecular oxygen, reduced flavin or flavoprotein as one donor, and incorporation of one atom of oxygen; iron ion binding. Bases 1 to 1479 code for a protein of 492 amino acids.
AUGUUAGGCUUCUUGGUCCUGACUUGGAUUUUCAUUUACCUCUUCAUCCUCUUCAUCCGGAUCCAGAGGCCCAAGAACUUCCCUCCUGGCCCCUGGCCUGUGCCCAUUUUUGGGAACCUGUUUCAGCUGAACAUCACCAACCCUCUGAAAGACUUUGAGAGGUUAGCUGAGCGCUAUGGAAACAUUUACAGUCUCUAUAUUGGAGGAACACCUGCCGUUGUCCUUACUGGUUUUAAGGCUAUAAAGGAAGCUUUAGUGACCAAGGCUGCAGACUUUUCAGGACGUCCACAAAACCUUAUGGCCAGCCAUGUAACAGAAGGAAAAGGAGUUAUCAUGGCUGAUUAUGGUCCUGGUUGGAAGGAGCAUCGACGCUUUGCCCUCAUAACUCUGAAGAACUUUGGCAUGGGGAAGCAGUCUAUGGAGGACAGGAUUCUGGGAGAGACCAAGCACAUUGUUUCACACCUAGAAAAAAGUGCUGGAAGCUCCAUUAAUCCUCAGACUUUGUUCCACAAUGCUGCAUCAAACAUCAUCUACCUGGUUUUAUUUGGUAUUCGCUUUGACUACGAAGAUGACACCCUCAAGAAGUUUAUUUAUCUCUUCACUGAAAAUGCCAAAAUCCUCAAUGGAACCUGGGGAAUGAUAUACGAUACACUUCCUAUGGUGAGAAACCUGCCCCUUCCCUUUAAGAAGGCUCUUGAUAAUGCUGAGAAACUGAAGAAAAUGGCAGCAAAGAUGAUCAACAAGCACAAGACAACAAGAGUGCUAGGAGAGCCAAGAAACUUUGUUGACUGCUAUCUGGAUAAGCUUGAUACGGUGAUGGCUGAUGGCUCUUCCUUUGCUGAGACUCAGCUUUUGAUGUAUAUACUGGAUCUGCACUUUGCUGGGACUGAUACCACCUCCAACACUCUGCUCACAGCGUUCCUCUACCUCACAACACAUCCAGACAUUCAGGAGAGAUGUCAGAAGGAGAUUGAUGAGGUUCUGGAUGAUAAAGCUCAUGUGUCAUUUGAGGACAGACACAACAUGCCAUUCACACAGGCUGUGAUCCAUGAGUGUCAGCGCAUUGGCAAUAUUGUCCCUCUGAGUGUAUUUCACUGCACCAGCAGAGAUACUAAACUGAUGGGCUACAGCAUCCCAAAGGGAACUGUCAUCAUUCCAAACCUCUCUUCAGUGCUGAGUGAGGAAAGCCAGUGGAAGUUUCCACAUGAGUUCAAUCCAGCUAACUUCCUGAAUAAUGAGGGACAGUUUGAGAAGCCUGAGGCCUUCAUGCCAUUUUCUGCUGGGCCUCGUAUGUGUCUUGGUGAAGGUCUGGCUCGCAUGGAGCUCUUCCUCAUCUUGGUCUCUCUGCUGCGUCAGUUCCAGUUCUUCUGGCCAGAAGAUGCAGGAGAACCAGACUAUACUCCUGUAUAUGGAAUCACACUCACACCCAAAGCAUACAAGAUGGUAGUCAGACUGAGACAGACAGCAAGAGAGAUGUAG